GUGUACAAAAAUUCCUCCACACAAAUAAAUAAAAAAAAACAUUACAGAAAUUAGGAAAUAAACAAACCAUUUCAGUAAUUUAUGUAAAAAAAAAAAUUGAAAUGGCAACAGAGGAACACAAAAAACUAGCCAACAUCAUCAAAGAUGUCCACGAAUCCUUGCGUGUUAUGAGCAAAGAAAUGGGCCCGUCUGAAGCAUGGGAACAUCAUUUGCAAAAUAAAGAUCGUCUCAAAGAAUACGCCGAUGCAAUGCGUAAACUUGCAUCCAUUUGGGAAGAAAAUUCUACCAAUGUCGAUCUCCUGGCAAGAAGUAGAAUCAAAUGGACCAUCGACUAUUGUAUGACAUACUUUUUAGCCGAUGGUAUACUCUUUGAAAAACGUGCCCGCGAACAAAGACAACUUGAAUUCCUCGAAUACGAUAUGAGUCAAUGUAAAUAUCAUCAAGAAACAACAAACCUACGAGUUCUAGACGUUGGUAGUUGUUUCAAUCCAUUUAAAAAUAUGGAAUACUUUGAUGUCACAGCGAUUGACUUGUGUCCAGCAACUGACACUGUCUUUCAAGGUGAUUUUUUAAAAAUAAAUAUCUUAUCUGAAGAUACAACAGUGUCACCAAUUGAGGGCAAAAUUGAAAACCUUCCAGCAAACUAUUUCCAUUGUGUUGUUUUUAGUUUGCUUCUGGAAUAUAUUCCGUCCUCUGAACAAAGACUUUUGUGUUGUUCGAAUGCAUAUAAGCUUUUGAAAUUCGAAGGGAUUCUCAUUAUUAUUACACCUGAUUCCCAGCAUGUUGGCAAAAAUGCAACAAUUAUGAAAAACUGGAGGUAUACUUUGGCUACGCUUGGAUUUAGUCGGAUUAAAUUUGAAAAACUACCUCAUAUUGCUUGCAUGGUUUUUCGAAAAUCUAUUGAUAUUCGAUUGCCACAGAUGUGGGCAGAACAACAUAAGGAGGCUUAUAUGACGAUGUCAAUCGAUAUACCUCAAGAUAGCAAAUAAGAUUAUAUAUUUGAAUUUUUUGUAUCUAAUUGUAAUUUAUGAAAUGUACAUGAAUAAAAGAAUUUUUUU
Episyrphus balteatus (marmalade hoverfly) is the source of this 1058-nucleotide messenger RNA. It is a transcript of the gene Samtor, whose product is annotated as S-adenosylmethionine sensor upstream of mTORC1. Bases 102 to 989 code for a protein of 295 amino acids. The transcript has a single exon. The record is from RefSeq and is a predicted model, not a curated record. Gene Ontology annotation, biological process: negative regulation of TORC1 signaling. Lineage: Eukaryota; Metazoa; Arthropoda; Insecta; Diptera; Syrphidae.